CGAACUACACAUUUGGCACCAAGGAAACGCAACCAGAAGAAGACCCGUCGGUACUGGCCCGUCUAAAGCGCCUCGAGGAACACUACGAUCAAUAUGGUAUGAGACGGACAUGUGAGGGUGUUCUUGUGUGUCAUGAGCAUAAUCAUCCGCAUGUGUUGAUGUUGCAGAUUGCGAAUGCGUUUUUUAAGCUACCAGGGGACUACCUGCACUACGAAGACGACGAAGUCGACGGAUUCAAGAAACGGCUAAACGAGCGUCUUGCACCGGUCGGAUCGCAGUUCUCUGGCGAGGGCGUCAAUGAGGAUUGGGAGAUUGGCGAUACGCUUGCGCAGUGGUGGAGGCCGAACUUUGAGACAUUUAUGUAUCCGUUCUUGCCGGGACAUGUGACGAGGCCUAAGGAGUGCAAGAAGUUGUAUUUCAUUCAGUUGCCAAAGAAGAAGGUCCUCUCCGUCCCCAAGAACAUGAAACUCCUCGCCGUGCCCCUGUUCGAGCUGUACGACAACACGGGCCGAUACGGUCCCCAGCUCUCCGCCAUCCCGCACUUACUCUCCCGGUACAACUUCGAAUUCGUCGAUGAGAAUGAUAACGUCGUUGCUGCUACCCCGGGGACACCGUUGCCCGAGGGUCAAAUCCCGAAGACCAAGGUGCUUGCGUGGGAUGGCCAGGAUGAGGGAAUGGCCGAUUAUACCGAGGGGAAUGGUGGGGUAGACAUUCAGAGUUAAGAUAGCACAUGAAGAGUCAGGUUAUCCGGGUAGUAAGGAUUUACUCCGGGGUCGGAGACGGAUGUUUGUCCUCUGCAGGAACUAAUAUCGGGGUUUAGGUGCAUCGCUUGAUCGUCGGUUGGUGUUCUAGGAGCGCUUCUUUCUCUUUUAUUUCGUUUUAUGAUCAGGUUUUUAAUUCAUGAUUUUGACAUGUACUCUGUAUAUCAACUGUCUACCAAGAUUCCCGG
Messenger RNA from Aspergillus glaucus CBS 516.65, 949 nucleotides. Its product is annotated as cleavage and polyadenylation specificity factor subunit 5. The record is from RefSeq and is a predicted model, not a curated record. Gene Ontology annotation, molecular function: mRNA binding. The transcript has 3 exons. Bases 99 to 722 code for a protein of 207 amino acids. Lineage: Eukaryota; Fungi; Ascomycota; Eurotiomycetes; Eurotiales; Aspergillaceae. Gene Ontology annotation, cellular component: mRNA cleavage factor complex.